UAAAUUUAAGUUUUAUUAAUUUAAUAUGUUUACCUAUGUUUUAUUUUGCUAUACAAUUUACAUUAUCAUUAAUCCUUUUGUUCCUUGAACAGUUGAUAACCCUGUGUUUGCUGCCGGACAUUGAAUCAUCGCUGUUUUCCUUUUCACAAGAGGUCCCAGAUGACGUGUACACGCAGCCGAUAAACUUCAUGUCGCCGAAGAAAACUCCUCAUGAGAAGUCGCAAGACCCAAGCCCUAUGCCAGAGGGCGUCCAGAGCGAAGCGGAUGAGUACUUCAGCAGGUUCAGCUCCUACAUAGCUGACGUCAACGAAGCGGCCGAGGACCCCAACUCUCCGAACCACAACAGGAUCAAGAGGAAAGCUAAGCGGAAGCACUCCAAAGGAUCCAAGAGGAAACCAGGGAAGGGAAGGAAGACCACCGCUGCGCCCGAACAAUCAGCAGAAGCUAUCAAAAGCGCGGGUUCGUCUGACUGGGAGCACCAGCCCAGCAGCGGCAAGAAGAAAGACAAGGAAGUCUACAACCCAAAGGGCAAGGCUGCAGCAGACUACUACGUGGAGAUGCCCAAGGAUCUGUACCAAGCGCACCUGAGGCCCGGAGUCAUCUUCCGCAUUCACAUGUCUGAGGCCAUCUUGAAGAUGCAGUAUCGGAACUACGGCGAAGACAAAGAUGAGUCGGUGAUAGAGGCAGAUGUGGAGUACCUUCGUUUGACACGCAAGGUGAUCAGCGAUGAGAUCACCAAGUUCGAGGACCUGAAGUGGCUGAGCGAGUGGUUCAACCACCGCGCCGAGCUCGUGCAGGAGCACGUCUGCAACACCAAGUACAAGGCUGUCGGUAUACCACCGACCAAGUUCACCCACCCCGAAGAGUACAUGAAGCGAGCCUGUCUCUUCGACAGCGUGUACCUCGACCACAUCCCGUACGUGAUCGGGGAAGAUGGUUCCCUGAUGGCCGCAGUGGCGCCGCCGGUGCUGCACUGUGAUGCUGCGACUUGUACCUCGGUGCCGUUUGUUGACAGCCUGAUGUUCGAAGAAUCGUUACCCAGGACCAGCGUGCGCACCAUCACGCGGUGCCAGGCGUCGUGCCGCGCGCACUGCCGCAACGACGCCGACUGUCUGCAGAGAUGCAACGACCGAUGCAGGGUGAACUGA
Plutella xylostella (diamondback moth) is the source of this 1148-nucleotide messenger RNA. RefSeq lists its product as uncharacterized. The record is from RefSeq and is a predicted model, not a curated record. NCBI's taxonomy places the organism in Eukaryota, Metazoa, Arthropoda, Insecta, Lepidoptera, Plutellidae.